AAAUGGGAGGAGCGCAGACACCCCGUGUGUCAGAGGGCCGCAUCGCUCUGCAGAUGAAGCAUGGCAGGCGACAGCGAGACAAAGCCAGGUGACAAAGCCGAAAAUGAGAGCAAUAGCCGGCAGCCUUUCCUCAUCGGUGUGGCCGGAGGGACAGCCAGCGGCAAGUCAUCAGUGUGCAGCAAGAUUAUGGAGCUGCUAGGGCAGAAUGAGAUUGACCACCACCAGAGACAAGUGGCCAUCCUCAGCCAGGACAGCUUCUACAGGGUGCUCACCCCAGAGCAGAAAGCCAAAGCACUAAAGGGCCAGUUCAACUUUGAUCACCCAGAUGCAUUCGACAACGACCUCAUAAUCACAACUCUGUGGGACAUCAAGGAGGGAAAAACAGUACACAUCCCUGUUUAUGACUUUGUUUCCCAUUCCAGGAAAGAAGAGACGGUGAUAGUCUAUCCUGCUGAUGUGGUGCUGUUUGAGGGCAUCCUGAUGUUCUACUCUCAGGAGAUUCGAGACCUUUUCCAGAUGAAGCUGUUUGUGGACACUGAUGCAGACACACGGCUGUCUCGCAGGGUGCUGCGCGACAUAAGUGAACGUGGUCGGGAUUUGGAAAGCGUCCUAACACAGUACAUCACCUUUGUCAAGCCUGCGUUUGAGGAGUUCUGUCUGCCAACAAAGAAGUACGCUGAUGUUAUUAUACCAAGAGGAGCUGAUAACAUUGUCGCUAUAAAUCUCAUAGUUCAACACAUCCAGGAUAUUCUAAAUGGUGGUUUGACCAAACGGCUGAACGGGUGGCUUAAUGGUUAUGGAACAACGAAGAAUCAACCAAACAUGGAGUCUAGCAGUCGGCCACACUGAACGCAAUGCUGUCCCAAGGAGAGAAGGGAAGGUUCACCUGCACGUACUGAAUGUGCUCUACAGUGUGGCUAACAGGGCAGGAGUUACUGCCAGGAAAUCAAAAGGGCCUGCUUUUGAUAUGACUCUGCUUGGAUUGAUGGAAUCAGUAAGAAGGGGAUUCUUUGCCAUGUGGAGCUGGUUUAAAGCAGUUGUAUUCAGUUUUAUUUUUCUCUUUUGCUUGUGUACUGUAUGAGAUUGAAGGGGAAGAAGUACAAAGGGGCUCACUUGUAAUUUAAUUUAAAACUGCUGCUUGCCUUUACCACUGCACUGAAACGGAGAAACUAAAGAAGCAGAUAUGGUGUCUCAAAAAGAUUUCCAAACACUUUACAGCCUUUAACCAUACAAUAAAUGCAGUGUAGCAACAUGCUGUUUAAUGGCAGGGCCUUACCAUAUCUCAUUGCAGUUAAUUGUUCACUAUGUGAUCUGACUGAUACCCUUUAUCAAUGCAAAAUGCCAUUUUUUUCAAGCUCUAUAUACAGCAUAUUUUGACUUAUAGAAAUAGAUUCCAAGCUAAUGUGGGUUAAGAAUCCAGAUGUUUGUGUCAUGUGACCCCAAGCUGUAAUUGCUUUGUCAUGUGUAAUCCAAAGUUAGUUAAAUGUCUUAAUUAAACAACCGAUAUCCACCUCAAAUCAUCUGAUGCAUGACAUCAUCUCCAAAGAUCAUUUUCCGUACUGUCUUUGUGGGUUAAUUAUGUAAUUCGUUUUUACCUUAAUGUGAUGUUGACAUUACUGUAACUCAUUUAAUAAGAUGUUGAUGUAACAUGAACAGUUCAUCAUGUUAUGCAAUUACCACAAAGUAUUAUUUCUCAUUGAUUCCCUUAAACUUGAAUCCUCAGAUGCACAUGUAUGCAAGUUUCACUGGAAAGAAGAUACAUUCUGUGUAAGACACCCAAUGUUAGUGUGUUCUGUAAAUGUUGUUUAAUGCAGGUUUCUUCCUGUAUACACAUUUCGUAUGGUAAAGUUCUCAGGUACUUUGUUUGGCACAUCUGUCACAAGCAAGUUCUUGCAUUUGAUUUAAAAGAUAUAUAUUCAUUUCUGGUUGUAAUCUUAUGUUACUCUCAAGCUCUGUUUUAAUCUACAUGUUGAGAGAAAAGUGCCACAUGCUGCUGAGUGCGCUAAUCAGCUUAUUCAGAAAAUUUAAUUUGCAUAUCCCACAUUACAAACACUGGAGUAAUGUGGCAGUCAAGGCCAUAGAGGUCACUAAGGUCAUGUCUUUGUGAAAAUGUCUGCAGUAAAAAAAAAAAAAAAGAAUAUUUCAUUAUUUUGCCUGUUUCAGUUAUAUCCUUACCCAGAUUUAGAUUUUGUUUUGGAAGAUUUAGUGUUUCUCUGCUCUAAUUUUAUUCCUGGCAGUGUGGAGAAAACACUGAAAUCUUUAUGUUAAGGACAAAAAGAUACAGGAAAUAUAAUUUACCUGUUUACCAAAAAAUUAAAGCUGAAAAUCCCAAUGUCAAGAAAAAUUUUGAGAUCAUCUUUUUAGUGUCUUGUCAUUUUCUGAUGGGGGAUAAAUGGGUCCCAGUGGGAGAAUUUAGGUUCAUGACCUCAGUCCCAGCUAUGGCCCUGAGCUGUGUGUAUUGUCACAGGUCGACAGCUGUUUCUCAGAUCCACACUGCAUCCUAAUUCAGUUUGUAGUGUGUUCACACUGGAAGAGUGAGAAAAUAAAAUAUAAUUAAAAGUCACUAUGCAGACUAACA
Lates calcarifer (barramundi perch) is the source of this 2578-nucleotide messenger RNA. RefSeq names its product uridine-cytidine kinase 2-A. The record is from RefSeq and is a predicted model, not a curated record. Gene Ontology annotation, cellular component: cytoplasm; cytosol. The transcript has 7 exons. Gene Ontology annotation, molecular function: ATP binding; kinase activity. Bases 61 to 849 code for a protein of 262 amino acids. Lineage: Eukaryota; Metazoa; Chordata; Actinopteri; Centropomidae.